AUGGAACAUUCGGGGUUACUAUCAGGGUGGAGGCUGCGUGCAGUUACCUCAAGUAUCGCUCUGGCAAUGUUUCUUGUCAACAUCGAAGUGUCCGUAGUUGCUACCUCGUUAGUUGCUAUCGUAGAUGAUUUGCAAGGGUUCAACCGCAUCGGCUGGGUCGUAACGAGCUACCUCGUCACAUAUACCAGUAUGUAUCCACACAUAUUCAGGCCUCACAUUGCUGAUACUACGCAAGGCUUGAUCAUAAUUUGGUCGAAGUUCAGUAACGCUUGGGGUCGCAAAACGUGCAUGGUGUGCGCCCUCUUCUUGUUCGUCGCGUUUUCGGGCGCCUGCGGAGGCUCCCAAUCUAUGACACAACUAAUCAUAUUCCGCUCGUUUCAAGGCGUUGGCGCGGCGGGUUGCGUCUCCUUGGGACUGACUAUCGCGUAUGAAAUGGUUGCAGAGCACGACUACCCCAAGUAUGCUGCUAUCAUCUCCUCAUUCAGCGCUUUUGGCAGCUUGGUCGGUCCAUUGCUAGGUGGAGCAUUCAGCGAAAAGGUUUCGUGGCGGUGGAUAUUCUUAAUCAAUGUGCCCGUUGGAAGUCUGAUUUGUGUUCUCUUGUUCUUCAGCAUCCCCAAUCGAUUCCCUUAUCAGAACCAACCCAUAGCCACCUCUAGGGACGGCGUUCAUCGUUCGAAACUUGCUCGCUCAAGGAGCCUCGAUCUCCUGGGAGCCUUCUGUCUGCUUGGGGCGUCCUUGCUAUUGGUCACAGCCUUGCUGGAAGCAGGGGUGACUUUCAAAUGGAAAUCUGCACCAACGAUAUCUCUAUUUACCCUAUCUGGAAUACUCUGGAUCGCAUUCGUACUCCAAGAAUACCGUCUCUCGAAAUCAGUACACACAACCACCGAGCCAAUCUUCCCGUGGGAAUUCUUUCAGAAUCGGGCGUGGGUGGGUACGCUAAUGCUCUCUUUGCUAUCCGGUGCCCCCUAUAUUGUUGAGAUCAUCGACAUUCCGCAGCGCUUCCAAACACUCGGUGUGGAUGCUUUUGGGGCGGGUGUCCGAUUGAUACCUUUCAAUCUCCUGAUCGCUCUUGGAGCUGUUGCUGUCAAUAUAGUGGCUGGGAAAUCCGGAAUACCACCCAUUGUUCUACUAUCAGUUGGCGUGGCAUUUCAGCUGACUGGCGUAUGUCUUCUGUCAACAUUGACCAGUGUGACAUCAAUACCUAGCGCCAUAUAUGGUUACCAAGUACUGACUGGUCUGGGAAUCGGCAUAAUGUUCGGGUUGUGUCUUGUCCUACCCCCUGCGGUUGCCAAAAGCAGAGACCUGGCCCUUUGCGCGGGAGCGGUUCUGCAGUUCCGGGUAUUAGGUGGAGCUUUGGCAUUAGCUGUUGCGACUACAGUUUGGAAUAACUACGCCACCACCCGCCUCCAGCAUCUACUACCACCGGACCAACUGUCGAUGAUCUUGAAAUCUACCGGUGCAGUGUCGCUAUUACCUGAACCAGCCAAACGCCAAGUCAUGGAGGUCUUAGUUCGUUCGUACAAUCAGCGGACACGAGUGCUUAUCGGUUUUACGGCUGCACAAUUUGUCGCUGUAAUGAUGCUGUGGAGGAGACCGCAGAUAUCUUUCACCCAGAAAGAUUCUAAGAAAACUGAGAAAACUGAACAUAGCUCUAUCACGGAUGCUGCCUUGAAGAGCUAG
This is a messenger RNA of Paraphaeosphaeria sporulosa, 1680 nucleotides long. Its product is annotated as MFS multidrug transporter-like protein. The coding region runs from base 1 to 1680 and encodes 559 amino acids. Gene Ontology annotation, molecular function: transmembrane transporter activity. The record is from RefSeq and is a predicted model, not a curated record. The transcript is spliced from 6 exons. Lineage: Eukaryota; Fungi; Ascomycota; Dothideomycetes; Pleosporales; Didymosphaeriaceae. Gene Ontology annotation, biological process: transmembrane transport.